AUGAAUAUGCUUCACCACUUGCCACUUGUAUCUCCUUCUUCAUGGAAUCCAUCUCACAAGGGUAUUUGCCCGUGUGUCUGUGUCGUGGUAUGUAAAAGUCCUCGAAUUUCAGCUCCAAAUUCAGAUAAGCUUAGGCAGAGGGCUAGACAAAACCCCUUCAUCAGGAAAGAACAACCAAUUUCUCAUAAUGUGGAUCUUCCAACCAUACUUCCUAAGAAUAAAAAGAAACCCUUUCCCAUUCUAUUUAAGAAGAUCCAGAAGGCUGCAAGUGAGGCUAACAAACUUGCGGAAAUGGGUAUUGAGAAGCCCCUUCAACCUCCAAAAAAUGGAAUACUUGUCCCUGACCUGAUUCCUCUUGCAUAUGAGGUACUAGAUGCCUGGAAAGUUUUGAUUGAAGUGAAUGCUCAGAAGUUCAUGUGGCCCCGGAAGGUUACCAAAUUGAGGACUGUCUUGGUCCAACCAGUAGGAACCGUCACAGCCUCCGUUUAUGGGUCAGGGGUUCAAUCAAUGACAUACUUGUACCUGUUGAGUCUUAUCAUCUCUAUGACCCUUUUGAACUCUGCAUCCAAGGUCCAAGCUGGUGUGGAUAUACCAGAGUAUCCUUCACGCAGAAGAACGAAACCAGUCAGAAUGAUUGGAAAGAAAGUGAUCGACAGAGGAUUCCUUGAGGAGCCUAAACCUUGGGGUCUUGGAAAUCCAUCUACUCUUGUUGAGUUUGAUACAUAUAGGGCCAGAGAACGAUUUCCGCCUCCUCUAUCGGAAGAUAUACCAAGGAUUGCACAGGUGCCUAUGGAUGCGUAUGAUUUUGUCAGAUCAGGUGUGAGGAAGUUUAGAAAUACACGGUGA
Dovyalis caffra is the source of this 846-nucleotide messenger RNA. The record is from the annotation of a GenBank genome assembly. NCBI's taxonomy places the organism in Eukaryota, Viridiplantae, Streptophyta, Magnoliopsida, Malpighiales, Salicaceae.